CAGGCAGGGUGGAGGAGAGAUGAUGAGACUGCAUGAUUCUGUGGACCACUGCAUCAAACCGGAGCACUCCUAUUGGCUAAGAACGGACCGGGGAUGUUGAGAUGCUGCAACGUCAUCUGACCACAGCGAGGCGUUAUACUUGGGCUAUCUCACCGACCCUACGCCAAUGAAACGUAGCUGUUCCCGAGACAUAACAUCGCAGAAGCACGUUGACUCGGCGGUGAAGACACAAGAAAGCUAGUCUGUUACAACAACAACUCCACCAUGAGGGAAAUCGUGCACAUCCAGGCCGGGCAAUGCGGGAAUCAGAUUGGCGCAAAGUUCUGGGAGGUGAUAAGUGACGAACAUGGGAUAGACCCCACCGGCAGCUAUCAAGGUGACAGUGAAUUGCAGCUAGAGAGGAUCAGCGUGUACUACAAUGAAGCUUCCGGCAGUAAAUUCGUCCCUCGAGCCAUUCUGGUGGACCUGGAGCCUGGGACCAUGGACUCAGUUCGCUCGGGUCCGUUUGGGCAGCUGUUCCGACCAGACAACUUUGUAUUCGGUCAAAGUGGAGCUGGGAACAACUGGGCUAAAGGCCACUACACGGAGGGCGCUGAGCUGGUGGACUCGGUUCUGGACGUAGUUCGUAAGGAGUCGGAGAACUGCGACUGCCUGCAGGGCUUCCAGCUCACCCACUCUCUGGGAGGGGGCACGGGUUCCGGCAUGGGCACCCUCCUCAUCAGCAAGAUCCGCGAGGAGUACCCCGACCGCAUCAUGAACACCUUCAGCGUCAUGCCCUCGCCCAAAGUGUCCGAUACCGUGGUGGAGCCCUACAACGCCACGCUGUCUGUGCACCAGCUGGUCGAGAACACAGACGAAACUUUCAGCAUCGACAAUGAAGCUUUGUACGACAUCUGCUUCCGCACGCUCAAACUGACCACCCCGACCUACGGCGAUCUGAACCACCUGGUGUCCGCGACCAUGAGUGGGGUCACCACCUGCCUGCGUUUCCCCGGGCAACUCAAUGCCGACCUCCGCAAGUUAGCCGUCAACAUGGUACCCUUCCCCCGCUUGCACUUCUUCAUGCCCGGUUUUGCCCCACUGACCAGCAGGGGGAGCCAGCAGUACCGCGCUCUUUCCGUGCCCGAGCUCACCCAGCAGAUGUUCGACGCCAAGAACAUGAUGGCGGCCUGCGACCCCCGGCACGGUCGCUACCUCACCGUGGCAGCCAUUUUCCGCGGCCGCAUGUCCAUGAAGGAAGUGGACGAGCAGAUGUUGAGCGUGCAGAACAAAAACAGCAGCUACUUCGUGGAGUGGAUCCCCAAUAACGUGAAGACCGCCGUGUGCGACAUCCCUCCUCGCGGCCUCAAAAUGUCCGCCACGUUUAUCGGCAACAGCACUGCAAUCCAGGAGCUGUUUAGGCGCCUCUCCGAGCAGUUCACCGCCAUGUUUCGACGAAAAGCCUUCCUUCACUGGUACACCGGAGAGGGCAUGGAUGAGAUGGAGUUUACCGAAGCUGAGAGCAACAUGAAUGAUCUGGUUUCCGAGUAUCAGCAGUACCAAGAUGCCACGUCAGAUGAGAUGGGAGAGUACGAUGAAGAUGAGAUGGACGAUGAAGAAGAAGUUCGUCAAGACGUCCGCCAUUGAUCACAAACCCACGACUUUCGGAAUAUCGCAAAAUAAACAUCUGUGGACUGUGCAAUAAUUAGCAAAAAGUGAUUGUAUGCAGUAUUACGAAGAAGCCUAACUGUUAAGCAUUUAUUAUUUUAAAGGUAAUUCAACAUGGCUGAAGUGUAAUAUUUAAGCAAGUGACUGGUUCAAGCUUUGCCAAAUUAACUGGUGUCUUGUCUGCGAUACAGUUUUGUAACCUUCAGUGAACAUGUUCUCUCUGUCAAAUCAUGUGUCAAAUAAAUCA
Molecule: messenger RNA, 1894 nt
Organism: Boleophthalmus pectinirostris (great blue-spotted mudskipper)
Lineage: Eukaryota; Metazoa; Chordata; Actinopteri; Gobiiformes; Gobiidae
Product: tubulin beta chain-like
Exons: 4
Coding region: 265-1626 (453 amino acids)
Biological process (GO): mitotic cell cycle; microtubule cytoskeleton organization
Cellular component (GO): microtubule; cytoplasm
Molecular function (GO): GTP binding; structural constituent of cytoskeleton; GTPase activity
Source: RefSeq, a predicted model, not a curated record